This is a messenger RNA of Glarea lozoyensis ATCC 20868, 2361 nucleotides long. RefSeq names its product DPP6 N-terminal. The coding region runs from base 1 to 2361 and encodes 786 amino acids. NCBI's taxonomy places the organism in Eukaryota, Fungi, Ascomycota, Leotiomycetes, Helotiales, Helotiaceae. The record is from RefSeq and is a predicted model, not a curated record. Gene Ontology annotation, molecular function: serine-type endopeptidase activity; dipeptidyl-peptidase activity. Gene Ontology annotation, biological process: proteolysis. The transcript is spliced from 4 exons.
AUGCGGGGUUUUCAGAUCGGAAGUGUAGCGUUCGCGCUCUUCUCCCUCGCUCUCUCUACGCCAUUGGCAAAGAGACAAGGUGGUUCGAAACUCGUCACUUUUGCGGAUGCAUUCGGCGGACAAUUUGGUGUCCGUAGAACAACUCUUCAAUGGACUUCCCAAGGCGAGGACGGUUCAUACAUUGAUGUCGACUCCUCCACUGGAGACUUGGUGAUUGCAAAUAUCGUCACUGGUAACUCUUCGACUUUCGUGAAAGCCAGUGAUGUGGCUCCUGAAGCCCAAGGUCCUGACGACUAUUCAAUUCAGCCAAGUGGUGAUCACGUGCUGUACACCACCAACUACAAGAAGCAGUACCGUCAUUCUUUCUUUGCGGAUUACUUUGUCUACAAUGUAGCAUCCAAGACGACUGUUCCUCUUGCUGCGGAUCAGAGCGGAGAUAUCCAAUACGCUGGUUGGUCUCCAGUUGGUAACACAAUUGCCUAUGUCCGAGGAAAUAACUUGUUUAUCUGGGUCAACGGUACCACGACACAAAUCACUAAAGAUGGAGGACCUGAUGUUUUCAACGCUGUCCCCGACUGGGUUUAUGAGGAGGAGAUCUUUGGUGAUUACAAGACCCUCUGGUUCUCGCCUGAUGGAGAGCAGAUUGCUUUCUUGAGAUUCGACGAGACUGGUGUUCCAACUUACAGUAUUCCAUACUACAUGGCUGGAAAGACCGUCGCACCACCAUAUCCAGAAUUCUUGGAUCUCCGUUAUCCAAAAGUAGGCGAGACCAACCCAACUGCCACGAUCCAUCUUCUGUCACUUUCAGAUCUUGCCGCAGGACCAAAGAAGAUCGAGUAUCAAUCUUUCGCUGCUGACGACUUGAUCAUUGGUGAAGUCGCAUGGGUUACCGAUGACCACUCCAACCUCAUUUUCAAGACAUACAACAGAGUUCAAGAUCAAGAGAAGCUUCUCUUGGUUGAUACUGCAACCGGUGCUGCCAAGGUAGUAAGAGAACGUAGCGAGGAAACCGGAUGGAUUGAGAACAACAUGGCCAUCACUUAUGUCGGAAAUGGAACAUACUUGGAUUUAUCCGAUACCUCUGGCUACCUCCACAUUUACCUUUACGAAAUUGGAGCUUCCACGCCAACCGCAGUCACCUCUGGUAAAUGGGAAGUCACCACUAUUCUCAACGUCGAUGCCGAGAGAAGAAAGGUCUACUACCAAUCUACUGAGCGUGACUCCACUGAGAGACACAUCUACUCUGUCAACUUUGACGGAACCGGCAAAAAGGCUCUUGUAAAUGACAAGGUGGAGGGAUACUGGACUGCCAGUUUCUCUGCUGGAGGAGGUUACUACAUCCUCUCGUACAACGGCCCCAACCUUCCAAACCAGAAGCUCUAUGCUUCUAACCCAGGAAACAGCACUAACAGCACCGUUGCCGUCCGUGGCAAUGUCCCAAUCAAGACCAUCAAUGACAACGCAGCACUUGCUGCCAAGCUUGCCCAGUACACCUUACCAAAGGUGUCAUGGAGCACCAUCAACCAUCCUGAUGGAUACAGCUUCAACGUCAUGGAGCGUCUACCAGCCAAAUUCGACCCAAGCAAGAAGUACCCCGUGAUCUUCGACCCAUACGGAGGACCCAACGCUCAACAAACCGCUAAAACAUUCCGACAAGUUGAUUUCCGCGCCUACCUCGCUUCCGAUCCCGAGCUAGAGUACAUCGUCCUCUCUGUCGACAACCGCGGAACCGGAUUCAAAGGUCGCGAAUUCCGCAACCCAGUAACGCAACAACUCGGCAAACUCGAAGCCCAAGACCAAGUCUACGCCGCCAAGGAGUGGGCAAAGAAGAGCUACGUCGACGCCGAACACAUCGCUAUUAUGGGCUGGUCAUACGGAGGCUACCUCGCCGCGAAGGUCGUCGAGACCAACACCGACGCUUUCUCCUUCGCCAUCAUCACCGCGCCCGUUUCCGACUGGCGAUUCUACGACUCCAUGUACACGGAGCGCUACAUGAAGAACAUCACCAACUCCGACGGCACCAACGGCACGGCAUCUUACUACGAGACUUCCGUGCACGACGCGACUGGUUUCAAGGCCAUCCGUGGUGGGUUCCUCAUCCAACAUGGUACCGGAGAUGAUAACGUGCAUUUCCAGCAUUCAGCUGUUUUGGUUGAUACCUUGACCAGAGGCGGUGUUGGGCCGAUGAAGAUGAAUACGCAGUGGUUUACGGAUAGUGAUCAUAGUAUUAAUUUCCAUGGUGCUACUGCGUUGGUGUAUAAGCAGAUGGCGAAGUAUCUUUGGUUGGAGAAGAAUCGCAAGGCUGGGGAGUCGGUACAUCAGUUUUCGAAGAGGGGACUGGAGAUGCCUGGAUUGGAGUGA